GUCUUUGUAUAAAGAGGAGACAACCUCCAACCUUGUACUUCAAAAAAAUCUAUUGGAGGAAGCAACACAAACAAAGAUGGGUUCUUCUUCUGCUCUGCUCUAUCUCUUCUAUCUUAUCCUGCUGCUGAAGACAGUCAUUUCUCUGGCAGACAGCCCUGCAGGAAGAGUCCUAAGGCUGGACUUGCAUCAUGUUCGGGGACCCGGCUCUUCUCUUAUUAAUGAUUCCUCUACAGCACUUUCGGUUCUUCUUGCUCACGAUCAGAGUCGCGUUGAGUCACUGAUCCAGAGAAUCAACAGGAGUGCAUCAAGAUCGUCUGCUGGGACGAAAAAUAGGUCAGUGUCGGUGAGUAUCCUUGGCCCAGAAUCAGUAACAGUUCCCGUCAACCCGGGCCAGUCCAUCGGGUCGGGCAAUUAUUUCAUCAAGCUUGGCCUCGGCACGCCCCCUAAGUUCUACUCCAUGAUCAUGGACACAGGGAGUUCCCUCUCAUGGCUCCAAUGCGAGCCCUGCACUAUUUCCUGCCACCCCCAAGCUGACCCAGUGUUUGAUCCUUCUGCCUCUAAGACAUAUAAAACAUCCCCAUGCUCCUCCUCGGAGUGUUCUCUGCUCAAGGCGGCGACCCUGAACAGCCCGUCCUGCUCCAGGUCAGGCUCAUGCAUUUACGUAGCGAGCUAUGGGGACAAUUCCAUCUCAGUCGGGUUCCUGGCACGGGAUGUCCUGACCCUGGGCCCAGCUGGGGCAAGCCCGAGCUUUGUGUUCGGGUGUGGCCAGGACAAUGAGGGGUUGUUUGGGCGAGCUGCAGGGAUCAUCGGGUUCGCUCGACAAUCUCUCUCCAUGCUUGGCCAGCUUUCACAAAAAUUCGGUAAUGCAUUCUCAUACUGUCUUCCAGCUUCCACAGGCGGAGGGAAGGGCUUCCUGUCGAUUGGGAUAGGUUCAUCUGGGAAAGUGCCCUAUAAGUUCACUCCAAUGCUGACUGACUCACAGGUACGGAGUUUGUACUUUCUGAGCUUAGCGCUUAUCAAAGUUGGGGGCAGGCCGUUACCAGUGCGAGCUGCAGAGUACAAAGUUCGGACGAUAAUCGACUCAGGAACAGUCAUCACUCGAUUGCCCGGUCCCAUCUACUCCGCUUUGAGCCAAGCCUUCAAGAGUAUCAUGUCCCGGAAAUUUGCCUCUGCCCCGAGCUAUUCCAUACUGGACACAUGCUUCAAGGGCAGUCUCAAGAGUGGAUCAGUGCCUCCAAUACAGCUGGCUUUCGUGGGUGGGGCAGAGCUCGUGCUGAAUCCUGAAAACGUCCUCAUAGACACUGAGGAGGGGACCACUUGCCUUGCAUUUGCAGGGAGCUCGGGAGAUGGAGGAAUUGCAAUUAUAGGCAAUAGGCAACAACAGACAUUUGAGGUUCUCUAUGAUGUCUCGAGCUCAAGGAUCGGGUUUGCUCCAGGUCGCUGCCAUUGAUCGAUUGCAUCAGCAUAUUUAUUUGAGUGGAUUGAGUUUGUGUGAGAAUUUGCAAGACAUUAUCAUGAAUAUCGUCAGUAGUCAAGAGUCACAAGGAUGUUGUCAGACAGUUUGAUGCGCAUCUGUUUGUUUUCCUUAAAAUGUAAACUACAGAAAUAUUGAUUCAGCUGUAAAUGUAACUGAAAGAACUCCUGUACCUAAAUACUGGAUUUUCUUAUUCUGUGAGGUGUCGAGGGUACACCCCGUUAUAACA
This is a messenger RNA of Punica granatum (pomegranate), 1703 nucleotides long. The record is from RefSeq and is a predicted model, not a curated record. NCBI's taxonomy places the organism in Eukaryota, Viridiplantae, Streptophyta, Magnoliopsida, Myrtales, Lythraceae.